AUGUCGGAAGAAGCGCCGCCCAGCACCGACGCCAGCAACGGCGACGACAAGAAGAAGGUCGAGCCCAUCACGAUCCGCGUCAAGGACCAGUCGGGCGAAGAGACGUUCUUCAAGGUGAAGCCCAAUACAAAGAUGGAAAAGAUCUUUAGCGCCUAUGCGCAGCGCAAGGGCGUGCCGGCCAGUGCCUUGCGGUUCCUCUUGGACGGCACGCGCAUCAGCGGCGACCAGACGCCCAAGAUGCUCGAGCUGGAAGACCAGGACCAGAUCGACUGUGCGCUCGAGCAGGUGGGCGGCCACAAGUCGUGCUAA
This is a messenger RNA of Hyaloperonospora brassicae, 309 nucleotides long. Lineage: Eukaryota; Oomycota; Peronosporomycetes; Peronosporales; Peronosporaceae. The record is from the annotation of a GenBank genome assembly.